Messenger RNA from Athalia rosae (coleseed sawfly), 4530 nucleotides. It is a transcript of the gene Vha44, whose product is annotated as V-type proton ATPase subunit C. The coding region runs from base 199 to 1941 and encodes 580 amino acids. Lineage: Eukaryota; Metazoa; Arthropoda; Insecta; Hymenoptera; Athaliidae. Gene Ontology annotation, biological process: proton transmembrane transport. Gene Ontology annotation, molecular function: proton-transporting ATPase activity, rotational mechanism. The record is from RefSeq and is a predicted model, not a curated record. Gene Ontology annotation, cellular component: vacuolar proton-transporting V-type ATPase, V1 domain; lysosomal membrane. The transcript has 9 exons.
UAGAGAGUCACGUGAGAUAGACAUGGGACAGUACGUGAGACGUGAGAUAAUGGUGGAAGGUGGCAGUCGAGCAGUGUGCGCGGUCCGUCUGAAUUUCGCGAGGAAUUCAGUUUGUUGCUGAAUUUGUUCAGUUUCGUCGGUGUAUCUGACUAUAAGAAGCCAAGUGUUGCUCAGUGGGCGUUGUGAAGAAUAUUUGCGAUGACUGAGUACUGGCUGAUUUCGGCUCCUGGCGACAAGACCUGCCAGCAAACAUGGGAGGCUAUGAACAAUUUAACAUCCAAGCAGAAUUCGCUGUCAUCAAAUUUCAAGUUUCACAUACCCGACUUGAAGGUUGGCACUUUGGACCAGCUCGUCGGCCUUUCCGACGACCUUGGUAAACUUGACACAUUUGUAGAGCAGGUGACACGCAAGGUUGCUACAUACUUGGGGGAAGUUCUCGAAGAUCAGAGAGACAAGCUACACGAAAAUUUGAUGGCCAACAACAGUCAAGCGUCAAUGGACGGGGAGAUUUCACCCCUCGGCGGGGAGCCGGACACUCCGCCAAACACACCUGUCACCCCGUCACACAAGACUUCCAGGGAGCGCCGUGAACAAUGGAGGGAGACGGAAGAACCAGGGUUGACAGCCUCCGUAGGUCAGCAUCAUCGCCAACGUCAUCAUCAUCACAACCACGUCCACCUCAACCACAACCAUCACAACCACCAUCACAAUUACCACCUUCACCAACAUCCUUCAAACUCCGAAAAGAAACAGUCAUCCAGUUCCCAAGGCACCUGUGAAGUUCGAACUCCAAACGAUUCGUCGUCAAUGUAUUCGUGCUACCACACCCAUUGGUGUGCGGCUUCCAAUCCAUCUACCCCAAGCCCAAGCCCUACCACCGGCAGUCCGUCUCCCUGUUUUUCUUCGGAUGAUGAAAAUUGCGACCAUAACGAACUGGAGAAGACGGGGCGGUCUGGAAUUGUGAAAAAAACACGUCACACGUCGGCCGAUCAUCAGUCAGAUGACAACGACGACGCUGACCAAGAACAAGACCAUAGCAGCGAUUUGCCCAGCCCAGGUGACCUGCCAUCGUAUAUAACAAGAUUCCAGUGGGACAUGGCCAAGUAUCCGAUAAAGCAGUCUCUUCGUAAUAUUGCCGAUAUAAUCAGCAAACAAGUAGGACAGAUUGACGCGGAUCUCAAAACUAAGUCGACAACUUACAACAAUUUGAAGGGAAGCUUGCAAAAUCUCGAAAAGAAACAAACAGGGAGUUUGCUGACUCGUAACUUGGCUGAUUUGGUCAAAAAAGAGCAUUUCAUCCUGGACAGCGAAUAUCUUUCGACGUUGCUCGUAAUUGUACCCAAAUCUGCCAUCCCAGAGUGGCAUGCUGUGUAUGAAAAGCUGACUGACAUGAUAGUUCCUCGCAGCACACAGCUGAUCAGCCAGGAUCAGGAAUACGGGCUAUUCACCGUAACCCUGUUCAAGAAAGUUGUCGAAGAAUUCAAGUUACACGCUCGGGAAAAGAAGUUCAUUGUUCGUGAUUUUACGUACAAUGAGGAAGAGCUAGCAGCUGGUAAAAAUGAGAUCACCAAACUCGUAACCGAUAAAAAGAAGCAGUUCGGACCCCUGGUUCGAUGGCUGAAAGUCAACUUCAGCGAAUGUUUCUGUGCUUGGAUUCAUGUCAAAGCUUUACGUGUAUUCGUCGAAUCGGUCCUCAGGUAUGGACUCCCAGUCAAUUUCCAAGCCAUUCUAUUACAACCAAACAAAAAGAGCAGUAAAAGGCUGCGGGAUGUUCUGAAUCAGUUGUAUGCCCACUUGGAUUCCUCUGCUACGUCCGGUGGAAAUGCACAGUCUGGUAACCAAGAUAGUGUGGAGAUACCAGGUCUGGGUUUCGGACAAAACGACUACUACCCUUAUGUUUACUACAAGAUCAACGUAGAUAUGGUCGACAACAAGGUAUAAUGAAUGGGUAUCAAUUCCACCGUUCCGCAGCACACGCUCUUCUCCUUCCUAACUUCAUCCAUCAGUAUCCUACGCCCGUUAUGUGCAAGGAAUAUCAGGUAACGAGUGCUUGUUGAUAACAGUCCGAACUUUGCCGUUUAUACCAGAAGUGUUGUAUCCUCUGUAUACAUGCAAUUAUAGGCAUGCCUCUAUAAAUAAGUCAAACCAUUGCCAAGGUUGAUUAUGUUUAAUAUUUUUGUUAAUUAACAAAAAACAACGACGAGAUACCACUAUGGUUGUUAACGUCUUACCAACUGCUUUGUAGCGACAACAACAGUUGAGAACGAGAAUGUGAUGCUGGCAUUGAGUUUUUUAGUAUCAACGGUUACAAAGUUCGGAAUAAUUCGCGACGUGUCUAUUUGUAAAUACUGUGUGCAGACAAUUGAAAAAACAAAAAAGCUAAUAUAAUCAGACCCGGUCAAAAGUUUAUUCGAUAGCUUUGCUCGUUUGGUUGACCGGAGAAAUCCACCGUUCCUCGUCGCAAUAGCACAGAUGAAAUAUUUAAGUGAAUAAUUAUAAUUAGGUAGAGAAAUACUUGACAGAUUGCGGACCAAAUAACGCUGAGGCACGUUUUCAUUUUUGUUUUCGUUCAGAUUCGUCGAAUUGUGUUAAUAAAUAUUCGUUAAAACACUUAAUUUCGGGGAUUGUAAAUUGAAAUCAAACCAAAAAGACAAUAACUUUCAUUGAGAUGUGGCUCAGUGCUAUAUGUUCCUUAGUAUCUUUGUAUCAUGUAACUGGAACUACACCGUUAGUAUUAUGAACCGCGAUACGAUAAUUAACGCAGGCCGAUGUUUAUAAAAUACACAAUUUUCGGAAUAAUUCCUAUAUUAGUUAUUUAGAUAGAUUUAAAUCGAUUUAGCUGGAACUACGAGCUAUCUCUUCUUGCUCUUUCUCAUUUUUUAGGCGCGAGAAUCGUCCAUUUGCUUUUUCGCGGGAAAAACGUAAAUCCAGUGACGAUAUGCUGCUCAGUAUUCAUCGAGUUCAGUUUAGAAAUAAUGCCCAAUCCACUUCCAUCGUGGUAGUUCAGCCCUAGUGGCAAUAUUAUUUGCGUAAUUAUAUUUCAACGCUUUAUUCGAAAUCACCUCGAAGCCUUUCGCAUGAUUGGUUUAUCGUAGUACGGAUUAUUUUAAAAAUUUUUUUCGAACGAGAAGUAAUUCCAAAAAUUGGUAGAAAUCGCGACUGGGUGAGGUACCUGGACCGUCUUUAAAAAUCCAAGCUCAGAUCCGAUAAACACAAAAAUUGAGUACGGUCUACGUCGAUCGCAUUCCAGAACUAUCGAAACUUGUAAUUAUUUACGGAGGUAGUAGCACGAUACGUUCGCCGUUGUUAUAAUAAAUACAUAUUCUAUACAUACAAGUAGCUUGCAUCGAGGAUGUAAAAACGAUUCAAUUCAUGGAUUUUUUCUUCGUAUUCUUAGACGUAACUUUCGCCGCCAAUGAGGAUAGGAAAAGAGCGGAUAUCGAUCUGCUCUGAAUGUUUGGUUUUACAAAUUGAAACAGGUCUUGUAUAUGAUAUCACUUUAUUGAAUAGAUAUAUCAUUAUAAAAAAAGGUAAGUGAACAGAAAACGUGUCUAUGACGAACAGUAGAAAGUGCAUAUAGCUCCCUACCUCCAUAUUUAAUUGCAUUAUAGUUCUGUAAUAUUGUAUAAUUACAUGAAGAUAAAUUCAAUCUAAGAUAUAGAAAUGAAGUCCAGCAAUAAUAUUGGUCGAAACGCGAGUAAAUAGGCGGCUGACUGGUCAUACUCAUAUCGAUUGCGAAAAUAAUGGAAUAUAACAUAUUGUCAAUCGAAACAAACAAACAUAUUUCUCGACAGAUGUCCAGAAAAUUCCCGAUGUUUGUUGCAUGAUUGAAAGUUCAUCCACUAUAUUCCGAGACAAUUUGAAUUUCGGGAAUUCGGUCAGAUUAGUACUCGUAAUAUUUGAAACGUUGCGCAUUCCAAAUUAAAAGUAAGGCGUCUUGCGUGAUGAAAGUGAGAAAUACAAAAUUUCAAAAUUGGUAAGUGCUAACAUCUCAAGGAAGGUGGUAUGUCUUACCUCGUCUGCUUGCUAUUUUAUAUUUAUAUUGCUAAAUAUUGCUAAUGUUGUACCUGUAUCCUAUACUUACAACAUUUCCUGAUUUAUGUCCUGAUUGGGGGCUGUUUCAAAUUGCGUUCAUUGAUAUGACUCAGUUUUAUUCGUAUUUUUUGUUCUCAUAAAUAAAUUUUAAUGUUAGACAUUUGACUCGAACAAAAGAACCAACAGCCGGCAAACAAAGCGAAGGUUGGGACGCGCCAUACGUAAAAAUUGAGAUGGUCUCUGAUUUUUAUGAAACAUUAUGCGAUAAUUUAGUUGGCAGCAGGUCGAAAGUAUAAAGAAGCUCGCUUAUCAUUUCUGUGAAUAUAUUGUUAUUGUAUAAUGUAACAAAUUUGGGAUCGAAGAAGAAUACGGCAGAGGCAAAAUAUUGUAAUUUGUAGAUAUGAUUGCAGGGACGAUUUAUUGGUCGUUCCAUCUAUAUUAUAUUAUUAUAUAUUAUAAAUAAAUAUCACGUUCCGUUAUUGUAGGUAUCAUUAA